Molecule: messenger RNA, 2112 nt
Organism: Hyla sarda
Lineage: Eukaryota; Metazoa; Chordata; Amphibia; Anura; Hylidae
Product: indoleamine 2,3-dioxygenase 2-like
Exons: 10
Coding region: 407-1609 (400 amino acids)
Biological process (GO): 'de novo' NAD+ biosynthetic process from L-tryptophan
Cellular component (GO): cytoplasm
Molecular function (GO): L-tryptophan 2,3-dioxygenase activity; indoleamine 2,3-dioxygenase activity; metal ion binding
Source: RefSeq, a predicted model, not a curated record
CUCAACUGCGACUUUUCCUGCAGAAAACAACAACGAUAAAUAGUUUUAUUCACUUUACUGUACAAGCAGUUAUAUCACAUGAAAUCGCGCCCAGGGCUGACAGACUUCCUUUAACAAUUUAACAUAAGUAAAUAAUUUGUAUGUAAUAAAUCAUUAAAAAACUUCUAUACUAGUUGUUUUGUUUCGUAAAUCUUUGGUGUCCUUGUCAUUUCUCUGAAAUAAUAUUGACACAACUAAAGAGACUUUGCGGUGUCUGAGUCCCUUUUCAUGUCUGGUGGAUGGUUCUUUUUUAGACUCUGCCCUAUAGAGUCAUUAUCAUACAUAACGCUCUUACAAGGACAGGUGGGGGUGAACGUCCCAUAUAUACAGGAGCUAUAGAGGUGUGAAGGUGUUCAGCGCUCAAGACAUGGAGAAGAUCAAGCUGGAAGACUGUUAUGUCUCUGAGGAAUAUGGAUUCAUACUCCAAGAUCCCUUGGUUAAACUUCCUGAAUACUAUAAACCCUGGAUGGACAUAGCAGAGAAUUUAACCGAACUGAUUGAAACAAAGAAACUUCGCGAUGAGGUCAGAAAGAUGCCAGAACUAGACAUACAGCACCUGAAGGGGCACAGACAGCUCCGCUUGGCCCGUGUGUUCCUCAGUCAUAUAUUAAUGGGUUACAUGUGGCAGAAUGGAGAGACUGGGGGAGUCAAGGUGCUGCCUCGUAACCUGGCUGUGCCAUAUCACAAAGUGUCCCAGAUCCUCGGGAUGCCGCUGAUCAUGAUCCAUGCAGACUUUGUUCUGGCUAACUGGAAACGCAAGGAUCCCACGGGGCCUCUGACAAUAGAGAACCUGUCCACCAUUGUGUCUAUCCCAGGUGGUGACAAUCUGCAGGGCUUUGUAUUAGUCACGCUGCUUGUGGAGGUGGCAGCCAUUCCUGCAGUUAAUGCUAUCAUUAGGGCAGUGAAAGCCAUACAAGAAGAUGACAGACAGACCCUUCUAACAACCCUACAAGACUUGGAGCAAUCCAUAACCAAGAUGAGCGCGGCUCUGCAACUCAUGCAUGAAUACGUGGAUUCUGAUGUGUAUUAUAAUACAAUCCGCACAUUCCUUUCUGGUUGGAAGGAUAACCCAAACAUGCCGGAAGGUCUGCUUUAUGAAGGUGUAUCGGACAACCCCUUCUAUUUCUCAGGGGGUAGUGCUGCCCAGAGCUCGGUGUACCAUGCCUUGGAUGAACUGUUUGGAAUUCAACACCGACCUGAAAGUGCUGAUUUUCUCCUGAAGAUGCGCAGUUACAUGCCUCCAGCCCACAAUCAGUUUAUCAACUGGGUCCGAGAGGCUCAAAGCCUGCCUGAGUACGUAGUGAGAUCUCAAGAUCCAGCUCUCCUGUCCAGUUUCAACCAGGGCAUCUCAGCACUCACAGAAAACCGCUCCCUCCAUAUCCGCAUUGUAUCUAAAUACGUUAGUGCAGCCGGAGUUCGGGCCCGGAUGAAGAAGAAGCAAAUAGAGAAUCAUGGACAAGACCAGCAGGAGAGGGGUACUGGUGGGUCACAAGCUAUGACCUUCUUAAAGAGUGUCCGUGACACCUGCAAAGAGGGAAUACUUAGGCAAAGUACUCCAGGAGACCACUGAUGUCGUUCUUCUCCAUGAUUCUCGUUCUUUAAAGGUGCUCACAAAACAAGGUGGGAACCACCUAGCACUAAAAUGUAUCUAACAAAGGAAUUUAUAAUUCUACCCAAACUGGAAACCUGGUUUGGGUUGGACUAUAAUUAGGUCUCAAUUUGCUAUCUAGACGGCCAGGGCUUUUGACAGAGAUUCAUUGGAGCUCCAUGGUCUCAAGUCUCCUGCCAUUCCUUAAAGAGGAUGAUCAAAACUACUGUAACCAUUAAAGUAAAUCUGUCAGCAGUAUCACCCUUACUAAACCUGUCACACAGACUUGUAGUGUGGGUGAUGCUGAUUAAAACGAUACUGACCGCGUCCAGAUUCGCCCAGUGGUUCCCCCACAAUUCGCCUUUUUCCUUUAAUGCAAAUGAGGGCCUUGGGGCAUGGGCGGAGCUCCGAACCGAGCUAGGGACACGCUGACGUCAUCUUGGCCUGGCGGGCACUCCGCCCCGGCUCAUCAAUAUUCAUAAACC